This is a messenger RNA of Talaromyces proteolyticus, 1410 nucleotides long. Its product is annotated as acyl-CoA thioesterase II. The record is from RefSeq and is a predicted model, not a curated record. The coding region runs from base 189 to 1292 and encodes 367 amino acids. The transcript has 4 exons. Gene Ontology annotation, cellular component: peroxisomal matrix. NCBI's taxonomy places the organism in Eukaryota, Fungi, Ascomycota, Eurotiomycetes, Eurotiales, Trichocomaceae. Gene Ontology annotation, biological process: acyl-CoA metabolic process; fatty acid catabolic process. Gene Ontology annotation, molecular function: fatty acyl-CoA hydrolase activity.
AUUUAAGGUUGAGCCAAGACCGACAACGAACCUCGGCUAGAAGGUCGACUAUUUGCGGGUGCCGCUGGAUCCGUCACGUCGGUAAAUUAACUAUCAUGGCUGCCUUUGGCAAAGUUAGUAAUUGUGUUGAACGCUCUUCAGCAUCUAUUUUUCAUGCUCUGCUUCCAUGGUAGAUACAUUUCGACAGGAUGGCUUCGAAAAGAGUGACAGUUUUCGAAUCUCCGCCACUGGACGACAGCAAAGCUUCGAUCGAGAAUGUCCUUGAGUUAACGCCAAUUCUUGACAUUGGGCCUGAUGUUUUCACGAAUACUCGUCCCCUCUGGCAUCCUCCCGGCGCGCGGGGCAUCUUCGGAGGCGCCGUGAUCGCACAAUCCCUUUGCGCUGCCCAGCGCACCGUCCCCGAACAUUUCUAUGUGCACAGCAUGCACUGCUAUUUCGUUCUUGCUGGCGACUCCGAAAUCCCCAUUAUCUAUCACGUCGAACGCGUGCGAACCGGCAAAAGCUAUGCGACCAGAACUGUGCAAGCAAGACAACGCGGACGGCCGAUCUUCACAACCACGCUCAGCUUCAAUAAAAUCCAGAGCGGUGGGGAUAAAAAGGUCGAGCAUGGGUCUACAAUGCCGGUAGUAUCCCCGCCAAAGAACACGCCGACGCCGCCGGACGCAAGGAGUCCAUUUGAGACACAGAGGUUAGAUGGAGAUAAUUCAUUGAAAGACACCCCUAUCGACGAAAGGCGUCUGUAUCAAUGGGUACGGUUUCGCGGUGAAAUCUCCGAGUCUGGUGGCCACCAAGCGCAUCUUUCUGCACUCGCAUACAUGUCCGACAGCUAUUUCAUCGGUACAGUAGCGCGAGUGCACGGCAUUCCACGAUUUUCUUCUCCCGCUGCCCUGCAACGCGUAAUGAAAGCGCUCAAGAACCCGUCUGAUCUCGACGGCGACGGGAUCUCACGGUAUUUCAAGGAACUCGCUGAAGAGGAGGCGGCAGAGAUUCGAGCGAGCACGAUUAACGGCACGCUGACGGCGAAUAAGCUUUCAUCGAUUAUCAAGCGUAGGGAUAACCGCGAGAUUGGCAUGAUGGUCAGUCUAGAUCACACGAUCUAUUUCCAUGAUCCGCUAGCCUUCCGAGCCGAUGAUUGGAUGCUAUGCAGGAUGGAGAGUCCGUGGGCUGGUGAAGGCAGAGGACUAGUCAUGCAGAAGAUUUGGUCCAAAGAUGGGGUGCAUAUUGCGACGUGCGUGCAGGAGGGCGUCGUCAGAUUGCGGCAGGACGAGGAGGCUAGAGACGCAAAACUCUAGCUUUUCGUAGAUCUCGUUUGGUGAAUUAUUGUAUAGACCAAAUGCUGGGGGCCUGGGUCCUCCUAUGAAUUAUAUCAUGCGCAUAGACACUAUUAUAAUAUAUAAGAAUAUUGUUAUC